Molecule: messenger RNA, 773 nt
Organism: Marchantia polymorpha subsp. ruderalis
Lineage: Eukaryota; Viridiplantae; Streptophyta; Marchantiopsida; Marchantiales; Marchantiaceae
Source: the annotation of a GenBank genome assembly
GCUGCCUUCAGAUCUUUAGCUCACGCAGAGUCUCAAUUGUCUAACUUGCAUCCGCAGCUGCAGCCAUGAUGACCAAGAGUGCGCUCCUUCUUGUUGCAGCAUUUGCUGUGGUCCUCGCAGCAUGGAGCCCAGUGGAUGCGCAGCCCCCACCACCAGCCGCAACCACACCAGUUAUCACAGUCACCAAUGCUAGCCCCGUCGAAGUUUUGAUCUUCCAGAUUCUAAACGGCACAUUGAACCGGCUGGCCACAGUCCCCGCCAACUCUGGCCAGUUCGUCAUCCGAAACUUUCAGGCCGUCAACGGCCAAAUAGACUUGCUGGUUCGGAGCACGGUGAUGGGGGUCACAGCGCAAGUGGGACGAGUGCUCACUCCUUCGAAUGUGACAAACAUCGUCAUCCGCACGAACUCAGCCGCAACCGGUCUGCUCGUGACCAUCACCGGGCUGCUCAAUGGUCCAGUGUCAGUGGUACUGGACCUCGUCUUCACGACUCUUGUCGGGGCUCUUCUCUCCAUUCUUUCUCCAUAGAGAUGAUCAAUUCAGGGACGAAAUGACAAGGAAGAAGGUGGACGAGCACGUUAACGUUAUCACAAUCAGUCCAGAUAUCAGUGUUCGUUAGGAAAGCUGUGAAAGACUUGAACCUCAGUGUCCAAAUGAUAUAUGAUAUACUUCAAGUCUUGGUCACUGGAAUAAUCACGAGAUAUCUUUGUCAAUGCUCUGCCACCGAGCAUAUAUAAUAAAUGACAACGACAUUUGAGUGGAAAACUCUCCGAU